Molecule: messenger RNA, 900 nt
Organism: Aspergillus bombycis
Lineage: Eukaryota; Fungi; Ascomycota; Eurotiomycetes; Eurotiales; Aspergillaceae
Product: putative protein kinase
Exons: 4
Coding region: 1-900 (299 amino acids)
Biological process (GO): regulation of mRNA processing; protein phosphorylation; spliceosomal complex assembly
Molecular function (GO): protein kinase activity; ATP binding
Source: RefSeq, a predicted model, not a curated record
AUGCCAAAUUCACGAGAGGAAGAGUUGUCCGAUUACAAAGAAGAUCGAUUCUAUCCAGUUCGACUGGGCGAGGCUUUCCAAGGCCGCUAUCAAGUAAUUGCCAAGUUCGGUUUUGGUAGUUCCUCGACAUCCUGGCUAGCUCGGGAUCAUCAGUAUGUCGCACUGAAAGUGUACGUGUACACCUCUAUGUUUCAUCGAGAACUCCCAGUUUACGAUCACAUCUCCCGCCGAAUGGGAGAUACGUCACAUCGAGGACGAGACAAUAUCCGAAGAUUGCUAGACUCUUUUCAAGUCACUGGUCCAGAUGGCAAGCAUAUCGUCCUUGUCUUCGAAGCUGCCCAGAUGAGCCUACGUGACAUGAAGCUGGUGUUCCGGCGGGAUGGGUUUGAUGAAGACCUUGUAAAGGGAGCAAUAAUUGAGCUUCUCGAGGCGUUGGAUUUUCUCCAUACCUGUGGAGAGAUUGUUCAUACCGAUAUACACCCAGGGAAUAUGCUUCUUGGUGUCAACAAUAACGAUUUAUUUCACAAACUCGAACAAGAGGAAUUUUCAUCCCCGGUGCCUCGCAAGCCAGUCUCACCUUCUCGGACUAUCUAUCUCUCGCGCCUAAUACGACCCAAGGCAGGUCCCAUGUUGCUCUCUGACUUUGGGGAGGCCAGAAUCGGUUUAGGACCACAUGGCGGCGAUAUCAUGCCCUUGGAGUACCGUGCUCCUGAAACAUUGCUUUGUGUGGGGUGGAGCUAUCCCGUUGAUAUCUGGAGCGUUGGUCUCACGGCCUGGGAUCUCCUGGAGCCAAAAAGACUCUUCACAGCGCGCGACGAAGAUGGCAAUCUUUAUGAUGCUGCUCACCUCGCCCAGCUGAUUGCUGCUUUUGGGGCCACCACCCGCAGAAUUUCUAGCUAA